Lepisosteus oculatus (spotted gar) is the source of this 3368-nucleotide messenger RNA. The record is from RefSeq and is a predicted model, not a curated record. Lineage: Eukaryota; Metazoa; Chordata; Actinopteri; Semionotiformes; Lepisosteidae.
UCUGCUUCCUGGGUGUCUCUCCGCUCUCCGCAGCCGAAUGCGAGUGUCCAAUUCAACUACCGCAGCGAUAGCCGCCUCUAGAGACCAGAAAUAUUCAGACUCUUUCGACGGUAAUAGUGAAAUAACAAAAAGAUAUAUACACAUGUUUUCAAACUUCACAAGCUGGACUUCCAAGGUCAAGAUAUGGUACAGACUAGGCGCGCCUGAAUCUUUGCAUGAAAUUAAGCUUCUGAUGAACGGACCUUACAGUGUGAAAAAGUCUUUAUUUACUUGGUAACUCCAACAGCUUACUAGUAUUGACAAAAAGAGUCAUCACACUAUAGUUAAGUAUGUGGUUUUCUUGUUUCCUUGAUGCGGUCAGUUCCACAUUUUAACUUACAUAUGCAUUGAACCCGGAACACUUCAUUUGAAUCAACCCUGCAGAAUCAUGAAGUUUUUAAUAUUUUUUCUUACGCUGGCUGGGAUGAAUGCGAGGCAGACAGCUUUAGAUUCACCUAUACAACCUGUUAUUAAAGUAACACCAAAAAGCAUCAAUAUAGAAAAUACAGUAACAAUUCGAUGUGAAAGUCAGAAUGGAAAAUUGUGUCACUUCUACACUCAUAACAGCACAGACCCUUUCAGAUCAGAACCAAACAAGGCUGGAGUCUGUCAGAUUACCGUCAAUGGGUGGGACAUUCUGGAACAGGGAUUGAUGAACUUGAAUAUAACCAAUGAGGUUUCUGUAAGUUGUGCUGGUGAACUAAUGGAGGGGAACCAAACUGUUACCUCAAGCAAGAGUGAGCCAGAAAAACUAGAGGUUGUUGGUUGGUUAAGAAAACCAAGAAUUAAUGUACAUGAGGAAAUAUUUACAGAAAGAUCACAAGUUAAGAUUCGCUGUGAAGCUGAGAGAGGAAUACACUGCCAUUUCUACAUUAAUCAGACCAAUGAAUCUAAGGUGCUAUUGGUGAAAGAGCCAUUCAAGAAAGAGUUUAAAGUCUGUAUUGCCACUAUAUUUGGGAGCGAGCUGCUGAAAAGGAAAGGUAAUGGGAACAGUACUGAGGUCAUUCUGAGCUGUACUGUUGAUCUUGAAGGAAAAGGAAAACCACUUACCUCUCCGCCUAGUGAGAACAGAAUAAUCAAAGUUGGGGAUUUGGGUGUCAAUGGGCCCACAACAAUUUGUCUUACUGAGUCAGAAUGGCCCAUAGCUGAAUCCAAGACUGCAUCAUCAACGGAUGGACAAAGUAAUUUUUCGAACACCUUCAUCUGGACACUUUCUGGUGGACUGUUGUUUUUAGUCUUUUUCAUAGCAACAGGCCUGAUCCUAAUCUGUUUAAAACACAGAAAAAUCCAAUAUGAUUGUGAAAGGAACAAGCAGACUGAAGAAAACAAUACUGAAUUGUAUUCUGCCGUCAAUGAAAAUGAUCAAAAGAUUUCAAAGGUAAUCAAAUCAUCAUGUAUGAAGUAACACUACUUUUAAAAAACAUUCUAUGUAUGUGCUGUGUACUAGUAUGUCACUCUAUUGCCGGGUGUCAUGAAAUGCUAUUUUUGUGUUAGUGGCGAUAGAAAUCACUGGAAUCCUUUGUUGAUCCCUACAGCUGCACGACACAGGCUCUGAAAUGUACUAUAGCAAAGUGAAACGAUACAAGCAACCUGGCAAAGCUGACCAAUUGGCUCAGCUCCAUCCAAAGGAAGAGUACUGCACUGUGGGGAUACAAUUUGACAGUAACCCCACAACCACAUCAGACAACAUCUGCUCCAUUUACGGAACCAUAGACAAUUAAAAAGAACAGAGAAAUGGAGCAAUAUUUUAAUAGCCUUUCUGAUAAACUAUUUCCUUAUUACUUAUACCUGUCCAUGUGUCUUUAUGCCUUUGUACUUUGUUAUGUGUGGUUUAUCUUUGGCUUUUACACUAGAUGUCUGCUUCUUGAUGAAGUCCUUUCAAUAUUGUUGUUAUCUUAAAAUAUCAAAUUUCUGAGUUUCCAACACAAACAUCAGACUAAUACUGAUACCUGAUAGUGAAGCUUAGUUUUACUUAUCUCUUUAUAAUGAAAGAUAUAUUCCAUGGUUUUUCUUAUAACAAGACAUCAAAGUUUAAUUUUCUCCACAUUGAUCAUUUUCCUCAAUGUUUUUAUACAUUAUCCUGUAUUGUUCUUCAUUCAGUCAGUGAAAGAAAAUUACUGGUAAUACAAUCCCAUGCUUGUAUACUUACUGAAUGCUGUCUGGUGCUGUAGAAACACACUGUACAGUACAUAUCCCUAUACUGUAUUGUUCCUCUCUGGUUAAAGAAGAGAGAAAUUGUGCCCCUGAUGUACUGUGCACAUGUUCUGGUGUGUGUUUUGUCACUGGGGAACACCUGGACAAACUUGGUUUUGAAAUAUUUUGAUAAUACGUAUAUUUUGAAAAUGAACAUUUAAUUGAAAGUUUCUUAUAAUCUAAAGGCAAAUUUACUUAACCUGACCUACAUUUUCUUAUACUGUAGCUUACUUAGCGAUUUUACCUUUAUGUCUUCAAUAAACUUUUUUGGUUUAAUGUUAGUGUUCUUCUUAUUUUAGGAAUGAUGUAAAGUAAUGUAAUUACACUUGCUUAAUUUUUUAAUUAUAUAUUUAACACAAUUUAUUUAGUUUAGGGGUUGCAACAUUACAUUUUAUAAGUGGAUAAUAAUCCAAUUCUGUAAAUAAUUACUUAUAAUUACUUGAUGAAGAUUUGGAAUAUGGUUCAAACUAUGGAAAAAACUUUUGUUACUAAUGUAAUUAAUCCACUGCAGCAUUUGAAUAUUAUCACUUUUAUGUCACUCCAUUAAUCUUUUUUGUAAUAUAUUUAAUUUUAAAAACAUUACUACACAAAUUAGGAGUAAAACACAUUCCUGUUUUAAUGUUUCAGUUGCUUUUAUUUUCUUGUUUAAGUCCAAACGUAUGGAAAUGUAUCAAUCUCUGAACAAGGUCUGUUCAAUUACACAUAUAAUCUGUGUAUGUGAAUGUUAAUAUUAUUUCCUAUCCUUUUUACUUUGGCAAAUAAGUGCUUCCAAGUCACUUCCAAGUCACUUGCCAGAAAGUUUUGGGAGGUUCUAUUUCUAUUUUUUCUUAAUCCGACUCAGUAAAUAUUAUACUAAAUGGAAUAACAAAAUAAAACAUGUUCAAACAUGUUUUAAUGACCAGAGAUCUAGUAAUAUGAUAAUGAUAACUAAAUGAUCUGAAUUGAUUCUAAAAAAAGACUUUAAUUGGGUGGCUCUGUGGCUAAGGAUCUGCACCUGUGGCUGGAAGGUUGCCGAUUGCUGGCAGAGGAAUCCUAAUCUGUUCGGACCCUGAGCAAGGCACAUAACCCCAGCUGCUCCAGGGGUGCUGUACAAUAGCUGAUCCUGCGCUCUGACCCCAAGCUUCUCUCCCUGUCUG